AUCUUUCGAGUCUUCUCUAGGGUUGUGAGGGGCGCCUUCGAGGAGUGUUGACAGCCUUUCCGUUUUGUCCUCUCUCUCCCUGAAAAGAAGGUUUGCCUGCGAGACAAAGGACCUCCCUCUAGCUGGCUGCUCUGCCCAGCGACUUCAGGUGGAAAGAGUGUGUACACGUGCGUUGCCGGCGUUCUGUUUGUCGCUUUCCCCAAUCUCCUGCUCCUCUGACUCUACACAUACACAGAGAAUUGCGUUUCUGCACACUGAUCACUGAAGUGCACAGGUAUCGAUGUAAGUAAAGCCUGUCCGUGGUGUCAAUGUAGCGAUGUGCACACACGCCUGUACACCAGACAGCACGUAUGUGGAUAUUUCUCUUUCGCGACUCGUCUUCGAGUUUUCUCGAAGAGGAGAUUCUGACUGGAUCAGUAAAAUAGGAAGCGACCGGGAAAAAAGUAUGAAAAUGAGUUGAGAUACCACACCUCACCGGCCUUGCCGCGUGGGUCCUCUGCUGCCCUCUCGUGCCUUCCUCAUCCCUCGCCUUCCCCUUCUUCUCUUUCUCCUCUCUUAGUCGUUGCUAUUCGCCUGUUUCUCCUCUCGCUCUCUGGCACAAUGACACAUGUCUCUGCGUGGGAAUCAUAAUCCCGACCCUCUCCCUCGCUUCUCUCUCUGUCGCUUCCUUUCUUCUUUCUCCGGGUGUCUCUUCACCUCAAGAUGGCGCGUGUCUCUGAGGCCUUGAGUUUUUCUUCUCUCUCUUUUCCUGCUCUCUCUGCGCCGGAAAUCGAGGAAAGUGGGCCUUCCUUCGUUCCGCGAGUUCUGCGAAUCAACAACGAAGCCUCGCUGAAGGGACGCGGCGGCAUCGUGUCAGUCGCCGCGGGCAGCAGGUGUCUGUACAUUGCGUGCUUGAACGGAGACCUUCUUCGCUGGUAUCCCGACGAGAAUGAGGGCACUCGCAUAGAGUUCCAGGCCCCCAGAGCCACAGAUCGGCUCGAGAUUCGCCGGGUGUUUCUCGACGAGAAAGGCAUGCACUGUCUGGUGGCGAUGGCGAAUGGAGACAAUUAUUACGUGCACUACAGCAGCAGCCAGGCGCGAUUCCUAACCCGCUUGCAGGAUCACUUUGUUGAGAGUGUCGCGUGGAACAGAAACACAACAGAGUCGUCCACUCGCGACUUCAUUAUCGGAACGCGGCACGGAGUCUUGCUGGAGUGUCUGAUUGAGGGCGGCAAGGAUCGGCACGUCCGACCGCUUUUUGAAUUCCCCAAAAGGACCCCUGUACUGGAUGUACACGUGGAGACCGCUCCUUUGCCAGGGGGGGGACAUCGGCAACUGCUUUUGGUGGCGAUCCCGAGGCACCUGUACCUCUUUGUGGGGAAUCCGACGCUCUCUGCAGUAUUUCAGAAUCUUUCUUCGUCGGAUCUUAAAACUUUCUUGGCAUUUGAAGUGCCCCAAGAAAGUCCACAAGCAGGCCCCGUGCUCCAGCUGCUGAAGAAGAAAGGCAGCGUGGACGUGCUCGUUUUCUGGACCACGGGCAUCGGCAUCGUUUCUUCCACUCUCUGCCUCUCUUCUUCCUCUGCCGAUGGCGCUUCGUCGCCGCUGCCCCCUGCGCGUGCCUUCUUUUCUUCUGAAUCGCCCGUCGUCAUCUCCUUUCCUUUUCCCUCUCUGCAAGAAGACACUUCUUUUUUCGGAGGCUCUGAGGGAGGAGCAGAGAGUGAAAGAGACAGAAGAGGCAAGGGGGCCAGAGACGACGACGACGCGUUGUUCCCCUCCAGCCCUGGAGGUCCUCCUCCCCUUUCUGUGACGGUCACAGAUUUUCAUGUUCUGUUGCUCUACGACGACAGGCUCGUUGCUCUCUCAAGAAUCACACAUGAGAAGGUUGUGGAGCUUCCACUUUCGGGUGUGAAGUACGGCACAGUUCGUCGUCUUCUGCAGGACCGUUUCGACCAAUCUGUUUUUCUCUACACGGACGCCUUCGUCUGUCAACUUGUCAUCUCAAAAGAGUCUGCGCAGGCCUGGCGGCUGUACCUUCAGCAGGGCAAGUUCGCGGUGGCUCUUUCACACUGCGCGACGGCGGCGCAGCGGGAGCGAGUGCUGGUCUCCCAAGCAACGUGGCAUGUUGGUCGCGGGAGAUUUGUAGAAGCUGCUGAGUUGCUCGCGCAGACCCGGUCGGUGCCUUUCGAAGACAUUUGCCUCUUUUUCCUCGCCCACUCCCAGCCACUCGCUCUCCGCAGUUUCUUCCUCAGUCGAUACAAGCAGCUCGCGAACGCCGUCGGCGCCGGACCCGAGAUGCCCUUCCGAACUCCUGGCGGCGCACAGCCUCUCAACGGCGAAGGCGCAGGCCACUUGCGCCCGUCUGCUGCUUCUCCGACCCCUCAGCAAGUGAUGCUGUUUGUGUGGACUGUGGAGCUGUUUCUCCACGAACUGGCGCAGCUCGACUCGGCGUUGUCGUGCAGACUGAGGCGCGACCGAAAUCUAGGAAGAGACGAGACGAGCGCUGCACCGGCAAGCGAAGAAGAGACGCGCGAGGAAGAGGAAAGAGAGAGAGCCGUGGAGCUGCUGCGCAAGAGACAACGAGAAACGGAAGAAGAACUUCGGCGACUGCUCGCAGAGUUCCGGGGCGUCGAUGAAGUCCAGGCUACGGUAUACACGCUACUGCAGGCUCACGGCCGAUUCGAGCAUCUCCACUUUUUUGCUGAACUCUGUGGGGACUUCGAGAGCGUCGUCAUUCACUACCUGACGCGCCAGGACUACGCAACUGUCAUUGAGAAACUGGCACAGAUGAGCGAUCUGCCGCUCCGAGAUGCUCUUCUCUACCGCUUGGCACCUCUCCUCUUUCGCCAUGAGCCUCGAGCGUUCACAGCUCUUUGCUGCGCGCCCGCCUUCUCGCACAUCGACUCGGCGCGACUCAUCCCUGCUCUGCUGCACUGUCGAGGAACGAAACAGCAGAAAGAAAACGCAGAAGCAGAAGAAGAGAGGGGAGGCGAGAGAGGCGAGAAGACAGGAGAGAAGAAGACAAAGGGAGAAGAGCGUCGCGAGUGCGCCAUUCACCUCCUCACCCAUUUCGCUCGACAAGCGACGAACUGCCGAGACGCCUCAGUUUUGGGGAUCUCCGGUGGCUCUCCGAGUGAGGUGCCGGGAUCCUUUGCUCGUCGACCCACAGCGGCUGCACCUCGUUUGCAGAACUCGCAGAACGCGUCUUUUUCGACUUCUCAGAAAGGCAGAGAAAUCCAAGGAAGUUGGAAGGGCUCGACGGGUCUCUGGAACGCCCUGAUUGUGCUCAAGGCCGAGUCUGGAGACGAAGAAGAUCUCCUGCGCCUCCUCGCUGCCCAGAAACCUGGACACCUUCCCUUCGACCCUCAGUUCGCGUUGCGCUUCUGCCUCGAGAAUAAACGCGAGAGAUCUGCGGUGCUGCUCUACGGACUCCUCGGUCUCCACAAGGAGGCCGUGGAAAAAGCUCUGUCGACAAACGACAUGACUCUCGGUCAACAUGCAGCCAACGCCCCGACAGAUCCUGCACAACGACAGCGACUCUGGUUGCGUCUUGCUCAACACGCAGCUGUCCACGAAGACGUACCGGCCCUCGUAGCUCUCGUCAGACAGUCAGGAAAUCUGCUGAAGAUUCAAGAUGUCCUUCCGUACAUUUCGGACUCGACAGUCAUCGAUUCGUUGAAGGAAGACAUUUGCGCGUCGCUGGACGCAUACGAGCAACGCAUAGCGUCCAGAUACCAAGAAAUGGAAACACACAAAGAAGCGAUUUCUGCUCUCAAAGAAGAGUUGAAAACUGUGAAUCAACGGUGCGUUGUUGUAGAAGUCGACCAGAGCUGCGACGUCUGUUGCGAACCGAUCUUCACUGAGAGAUUCUACGCGUUCGGUUGUGGCCACUGCUUCCACGCCUCUUGCUGUCAGCGUCUUCGCGUCCCUGCCAUGGAUGUGGACACCCUCGCUGAAUUCGAACGGCGCAUCGUCGACCUCGAUCGAGCUAUGGAACGAGGUGCGCCUGCAGAAGAUUUGGAGCAACUUGAAAGCGCUGUCGACGAUAUUCUGGCUGGCGAGUGCUCGAUAUGCGGGACUCCGAUGAUUCGAUCGAUUGCUCUCCCAUUCAUUGGAGCAGGAGAAAGUCUGGAGGAAAUCAACAGUUGGAACAUUGUCGAAGAUCCGAGUGACCUUCAGGAUGAAGAUGGGGAAAGCUAAAAAUGAACAUGAAACGAGAGAAGAGAGAAAAGAGGAAGUGAAAAUGAGAGCGACACGUACAGAAAAGACUAGACAAGGUGCAGAAGGAGGGGGUUUCCCGACUUCCAAACUUCUCGCCGAUAACGAGGUUUGCAGCGAUCCUCCCUGUCUCUGUUUGCUGUUUGUGUCUCACACUUUUGUUCUUUCGCCUUUUCGUUUUCGUGUUUUAACAAAAGAACACGUUUUCGAGGCUCUCCAUAUGGGUAUUCUUUCACUGUUCCGCUUUUUCGUUUUGGUCCUCGCUGUCAGCAUCUUUUCUGUCUUUUUGCAGAUUUUCGUCUGCCUCUCCUCUCGGUUCUCCUUGCCCAUGUGUCUACCUUGUUGAUCUUCUCCGGCAGUCUCUAGUGCGUUACCUAUCUAAUUCAGUCUAUAUCGACAUCUGUCGAUCUGGAUCUGUGUCUAAAUCGAUCUCGAUCUGUCACGAUCUACACCUAUGUCUACGUAGUUCUAUCCAUCUGGAACUCUAUCUAUCAAUAUGUAUCUCAAUCUAUUACGUAUAUCAAUAUAUGUGUAGUCCCACGAAAAACUCUGUCAAUGUAAAACCCGUUUCUAUACGCAUUCCUAUCUGUAUGGAAAACGAUCUAUAUCUACAUCUGUAUGCAUAUCUACCUAUCUGUAUAUCUGUCGGUAUCUAGAUCUGUGUAUUUCUCUCUUUCUGUCCUUCUUUCACCCCACUCCGGUGUUGCUUGUGUUCUUUCUCGAGGCAUGCCACUGCUUCGUUGUGGGUCCCGAGUGGUUUUCCUACUUCUCUAACUAGAUGUUGUUGAACGCUCGCACAAGGGAGCCGAGAACUGUUCUCGAAGCACAGACACCCGCCCCUUUCUCGUCUGUCUUUCGGCCCCUACAAAAGGCGUCUUCAAUCAACUUCUUUUGAACUGGAAAACCUUACUUGCGAAAGAUGCAGCCAACGAAUGAGGGUGUAUCGAGAGUGAGGAUUUCUUCCCCGUC
Molecule: messenger RNA, 5163 nt
Organism: Toxoplasma gondii ME49
Lineage: Eukaryota; Apicomplexa; Conoidasida; Eucoccidiorida; Sarcocystidae
Product: Pep3/Vps18/deep orange family protein
Exons: 18
Coding region: 703-4176 (1157 amino acids)
Biological process (GO): organelle fusion; endosome organization; vacuole organization
Cellular component (GO): HOPS complex; endosome
Molecular function (GO): protein-macromolecule adaptor activity
Source: RefSeq, a predicted model, not a curated record